Leishmania mexicana MHOM/GT/2001/U1103 is the source of this 2034-nucleotide messenger RNA. RefSeq lists its product as hypothetical. The coding region runs from base 1 to 2034 and encodes 677 amino acids. The record is from RefSeq and is a predicted model, not a curated record. The transcript has a single exon. NCBI's taxonomy places the organism in Eukaryota, Euglenozoa, Kinetoplastea, Trypanosomatida, Trypanosomatidae.
AUGAUCACUAACCCAGGUCCACUGCGCGUCGCCUACUCGCCGGACUACCUCGACUGGCUGUACCGCGCGUACCGGUCGAAGCUCAAGUACACCGACGAGCGCAAGAAGGCGGAAGAGGUGUUCAACGGCCUCCUGCUGACGAGCCAGGCUGAUGAGAAGGGGCCCGCCGCUGCCGCUGCGCUGCCUGGCGCCCCACCGCCGGGGCAGACGCUGCGUCCGCGCCACUCUGUGCAGCGGCAGGCAGGCGAGGCACGGCGAGCGGCCGCCCAGGCGAAGCUGGACGCUCUCGCAAAGCAGCAAGGCAUGCUGGAUCUCUUUGAGCGGCAGCCGCAGUUUCCUGCAAUUCACAUUGACAAGGCCGCCCGCUGCCACGUGGUGGAGCUGUUCAAGGAGAUGGUGCUGGACCGCGCCUGGAAGCCGGAGGAGGUGUGGGACAAGGCACUCCUGUACCGCGCGAUUCUGGCGGAGCGGCAGGCAUCGUACCCCGCCUCGUACCGGUACAUCCUGGACACAGUGCAGGCGGUGAGUUUAGCACCACACGAGAGCGGCAGCAGCGAUACGGGUAGCAACAGCAGCAGCGUCGGUGCGCGCUCCUCGAACGAAUCUGCGGGUGAUAUUGUCGGCGAAUCUACCUUGGUCAUUCCGAGAGAAGAUGACUACAUGUACUUUGUGUACCUGGUCCGGCGGUACUUCAUUGAUAACGCGGUAGAGGGGCACGUUGUGCUGCGCUGCCACCGCGAGCCGAACGCGUCAGAGCUGCUCUUCUCCCACCCGCCGCCGAAGGAUGAGCAGGAGGUGCUGCGGAGCCUCUACGGUCCGGGCUGCGCAACAGCUACACAGGGAAAGGACGCGUCUGCCAGGGCCCAAGAGGAGGCAGCGGCGGCACCGAAGCAAAGACCGUCAGGAGCUGCCACCAUCGCCCGCCCACGGCCCCCGUCUUCUUACCCGCCCAUCGAGGCGCUGUGGCGCUGCGAGGAAAACGAAGCACUGUUACGCGUGCUGGUCUUCGGCGAGCUGAACCUGCUCGUGUCAGAGAACCCCUUUGUUCGCUUCCCCAAAGCGCAGGCGUAUCUGACGCGACCGUCAGCAAGCACUCCAGCGCCUGGCGCCGCGGGAAGCUCCGUGGAAGGGGCGGACACCUAUGGCGGGCCGCACCAGCAGCGUCGUGGAGGCGGCCACCGUGGCAUCGGCAGUGAGGGUGGCAUCUCCCUGUCGAGCAUGAUCGCGGAGAAGCGCGGCCAUCUUCUUGCGCCGCUGUCUCGUAACGUGGCAGUGAUGAUCGACAGCCGCGCCAACGAUGUUCGCCGCCUGCAGCAGCGCUACGAACGCGAGGACACUGCGUCGUUCCAGAAGAUGCUCCGCGGCAGUGCACAGGUAGAGGAGAACCCCGGCCUCUACUCUGCCUACUCGGACUGGAGCUACUUUAACCCACGAGCCGUACGCGCCGAGGAGCGCGAUGCGCUGUCGCGGCAGACCGUUGCGGCCCUCAAGACUUAUGACGAAGCCUCCAGAGACAUCUAUCGCGUUGGAUUCGAGGAGGCGGAGGCAAGAAGCGCCAUCCGUCCAGUGGAGGGGGUAAACAACGCGCCAUCGUAUGUGCCCACACUGCCGCACUUCGUGGCGCUGGUGAAGAAGGACCCCCACGUGUCGUUUCUGAGUCACGUGGCGCUGCCAGAGGAGUAUAGCACCACCUCCCAUGCCGCCGCGAGAGUCUCGGAGAAGCACCAGCUGGAGAAGCUUGUUGUGCAACUGGCUCGCGCGCUCUAUCGGACGGCGCUUGAGUUUCACAAGGAGCGAUUACGUCGCGUGAACCGGCAGAAGGUGCAAGUGGCGGCGUCGCUGCUGGACCGCUUUGUAACGGAGCGCUGGCGGGCACACUGCGUGGCGCACCCGUCGUCAGAGGGUGUACGCGACAUGGCACGGCGCUUCAGUGCCUAUGUCCCUUUCGAGGGUCGCAUUCUUGACGAGAGCGGAUUCCCAACGGACGCACGUGUGGAGGACUACGGGCGGUGGAUGGCGGCGCCGUCAGUGUAG